AUUUACACCUGUCAGGGGCGGGCGGCGCCCGCCCGCAUCUCGGCAGGUGUCUAGCUCAUUCAUAAGAGACAAAACAGUAGCGUGAUGUGUGCAAAACCCGUUCAUUCUACUACCUCUCAAUCCAAAGCAGAUGGAACCUUCGGCUGACGAUGUCCAAAUUGCAGUUGCCUGGGGUCUGCAUUACUUAGCGUACAUACGCAUGACCCAGGCUACAUUCUGGACCUAUGAUUACGUUUGUCUUCUUCACGAAGAGUGGACGUUCCUGCGUCAGUCGCGCUGGACUAGGGUAAAAGUCAUUUAUAUAUUUGCACGAUAUGUCCCCUUUUUCUCCAUGGCUUUGGGCCUAUAUAUGGCCUUUGCACCAGACGAGAACCCCGAUAAAUGCAGGGUGCUAAUCGAUAUUUACUCGUGUUUUGGACUGAUAUCACUCACUUGCUCCGAAUGGAUUUUUGUGCUCAGAACAUGUGCGCUUUGGAACAACAAUCGGAUCUUACGCGUAGUCAUGCAGACCACCUUUUUUGCUGUUAUUACAAUAUCCGCUGGCCUUCUUUUUACGGGAAUAACCCUCUCAUAUGUCGUGACCAGCAUGAUCCCAGGCAUCACAGGAUGUUACUGGAGCUUGGGCGGUGUCUUGUAUUCCAUGUCGUUUGUUUUCUUGCUUAUAUGUCAAUUGGGACUGUUCUCCCUCACACUCAUACAUGUCAUACAGAGCUGGCGGACAGCCAGGGGGCAUCUGUACACUAUCCUGGUAAAGCAUAACAUAUUCUACUAUGCAUGCGGUGUCUUUCUCUCGGCCAUGAAUGUCCUCACACCAUUGCUGUUCUCUGAUUCGGUAUUUCACUCGUUUGAAGAUUUGGAGAUCUGUGUCCUUGCGAUCCUCGCUACACGCAUGCACCUCUAUCUCUGGCACAGCAACCAGCAGCACGUGAACAGCUCUGGUUUGCAGACAUUCCUAUCAAAUACUUGCAUAUUCGUCGGAUCGGAGCCCGAGGUGACCGAGUAAAGUACUUCCUUUGAGGCCUUGACCUCCGAGUCAAGAACGUGAUAGAUUAAAAUGUACCCAUAUCGAUCGAAACCACGAGUGACGAGGGUCAAUCAGACUCUGCUAUUUGCGUGUACUUUUUUUUCGCUAAAGACAUAUUUUCG
Molecule: messenger RNA, 1146 nt
Organism: Suillus discolor
Lineage: Eukaryota; Fungi; Basidiomycota; Agaricomycetes; Boletales; Suillaceae
Exons: 15
Coding region: 131-1003 (290 amino acids)
Source: RefSeq, a predicted model, not a curated record